Messenger RNA from Photinus pyralis (common eastern firefly), 1669 nucleotides. RefSeq lists its product as uncharacterized. NCBI's taxonomy places the organism in Eukaryota, Metazoa, Arthropoda, Insecta, Coleoptera, Lampyridae. Bases 385 to 861 code for a protein of 158 amino acids. The transcript has 3 exons. The record is from RefSeq and is a predicted model, not a curated record.
UUUAAUAGUACGUAGCAUUGUUUCGAACAGUAAAAGUACAUGGAACAUUCGAAUUUAGAUUCGAUGACGUCCUUUGUGACGCCAGUAAAAAAAUUGAUCCAUUUACGUCGCACUGCUUCAACUUUCUCAAAAUGAAAAUAGUUGAUUAGAUUCGGACUAAAUGCAAUAUACGAACUACUCUCGAAAUAAUAAUUAGUAAAACUGGCGGCGGUUGUAUUCCGAAUCGAUUCGGUGGAAAUAAAAAAUAUAGGUUAAUAUUGAUUAUCUCGAGAAAACUAACGGCGAAACAUUGCGUAUCGGUCCUACCUAUAGUAACGUUCGCUGAUAUAACAAAAUUGUGCUGUACAGGUACAGAGAAAAACAUUUGGGAGGAUUGAUGCCUCCAUGUCGCUUCAACGGAUCAUUUUAAUUUCCGGAACGGCCCAAAUUAAUGGGUACAUUGAAAAAGAUGGCACAAUCUCUCCGAAUAAGCCGACCACGUUCCAAAAUUCAGGGGUCAAUGUUGUGCUGGGAGGCACAAUGAUGGCGGGAAUUGUGAUUACGGUAUUUUUGAUUUGUUACUGUUGUCACCGAAGGCAACAGUACGGCCAGACGAAUGUCCCACAAUAUUGGCGAGAUCCUGGACUGUCAGUGGAGGUGUACACAGUCGAAGGACAGCAGACCUAUGAGGUGCCUGACGAUCUCUCAGGACACGUCCAUCAAGGUCCGCCACCCUCAUACGAGAGCGUUGUUGUGGUGGAUUACGAAGACAUAGAUAAGGUUGAUUUGCGAAAUGUUAUAAAGAAUCAUCCCGACUAUGAUGGGGGGUUACCUACUUACGAUGAUGCUAUAAAGAUGGCUCGCAGAGAAAACUCUACCUAAGCCUUUUAGAUAUACCGGGUGGCGAUUUGUGAGACAAGAAAUUAUUUAGCAAAACUCUCAUUCUAUUUACCAAAAUCAAAAUCAAGAUGGUUAUAAUUUGGCAAAUUGAAAACUAAAAUGUUAUCUACCUACGUGAGAAGCACCACCCGGUUUACAAGGUAACAUUUUUAUUGCGUGUUUCACUUAAGCAAUAAUUGAAUGUGAACAAAAUAGCAAAGGCAAUAUACCUUUAUAAGGCUGUGGAAUAUCCGUCAAUCAAAAUUAGUAUUAUUUAUUUUAUCUUAUUAGAAGUUUACGUUCUAAACGCUUAGGCGUAAAGCAAACUUUUCUGUGAUAGAUUUGAAUAUAAUAAAUAUAAAAUCUCCUUUCCUUUAGGUUUAGAUGCAGUACCUGCUUAAUGUUAUUUGGAAAUCUAAAUUGCGGUUCUCCUAAAAAAGCAAUGCCCGAUUUGGGAACUGUAGAAAAUAUACGGAUGCUAUACUCAUUUUAAUUGAUUUACUUUUUUAUUGCUUCAACCCCGCAUUGGUCAUUGCUUAGUAGGUAAAUAGUGAUUGAUAUUACAUACACAUUAUAUUUAGCUGUAGUACCUCUAUGUGUUAUUAAUUGUCACUAACUAAUUAUCACAAUAUUUUCUUGAAUACACAGAUUUGUAAACACAAUGAUACAUCCAAAACGCAAAGUGGUUGUGACAUUAUCUAAAGAAAGCUACUCGUUUAUCUACUACACGGUCGAAAUGUAUCCAAUUUUGUUUGUUAUACUUCGUUAUAUCAUUUUGUAAAUAAAAAGUACCUAAACUUUUAAAAAUUAA